Messenger RNA from Dentiscutata heterogama, 993 nucleotides. Lineage: Eukaryota; Fungi; Glomeromycota; Glomeromycetes; Diversisporales; Gigasporaceae. The record is from the annotation of a GenBank genome assembly.
AUGAAUUCUAUUCAACCAAUAGAAGAACUCAUUAAAGAAUAUUUACUAUUUAGAGGGUUUUCAGUUACAUUUCGGUCUUUUGAAACAGAAUGUCGAAAUGAUAGAGAUAAAGGAUUUCAAGCUGAAAAAAUUAUUGAAGAGUUAUAUUCAUUCAUAACAAACAGUGAUAUAAAUGGAUUACUUGAUUAUUGGGAGUAUUUAAAUAUAAGAUAUUUUUCGAGAUUAGACGCUAGAUAUUUUGGAAGUGUUAAGAAGUUUAAAAUAUCUCUUUUGAGAUAUUAUCUUGUAUAUGCAACACAACAAAGACGUAAAGAAAAAGUACUAGAGUUCUUUGACACGUUUGAAACAGAUUUAAAUGGAAAUCCGGAAUGGUCUAAGUGGUUUGGACUGCCGUUUUCAAAAAACCCAGCAGCAGAUCCAUAUUUUGAACCAUUUUUUACAAAACAAUGGUUAGAGACAUUUACAGCGUCGUUACAUAAUUUCCUAAAUACUAUAUUUCAAAAUAUGCAUCGAUUUCAAAGACGCGCAUUAGAAAAUGAGAUUCAAUCUUUACAUAAUGUGAUAAUUGAUCUUAAAGCUAAAAUAGAGCAUUAUGAUGCCGAAAUUGCGAACUUACGGCAAGCGGCCGUUCAGCCACAAGAAUUAUUGAAUCACAAUAGCACACAGCGAUAUACAAAAUCGUUGCUUGAUCAAAAAAACAAGGAUACCAAUAUACUUAUGGAGACAAAUUACAUAGGCACAAUGUGCCACAAUUUUCUAUCAUUUCAAGUAGGUGUUAACAUUAUUUUGCAUACUGACAUAAAUCAUUCUUCAAGAAGUCUUACACACCCGCAGCUCAAUUACAAUGGAACAAAAUCACCAGAGACAUGCUCGGAUGGCAGAAGUAUGACGCCGGUAUCAGAAUAUGACUUGGUUGAUACACAAAAGCUGUUGAAUGAAGAUAUAAAUCCGUUUACUAAUACGAGUCAGGAGGCAUAUCUAGAACAGAUGUAA